Messenger RNA from Erpetoichthys calabaricus (reedfish), 4778 nucleotides. RefSeq names its product ST3 beta-galactoside alpha-2,3-sialyltransferase 3a (gene st3gal3a). The record is from RefSeq and is a predicted model, not a curated record. Lineage: Eukaryota; Metazoa; Chordata; Cladistia; Polypteriformes; Polypteridae. Gene Ontology annotation, molecular function: sialyltransferase activity.
UACCUCUGUGAAAGCGUACUCAACCUGAUUUCUUUUUCGCUUCAUUGUUUUUCCAAAUGCGAGCAAUUCACCGCCUCCUGGUCUCCCUCUGUGCCUGGACUCGCCUACUUCUUCUUCACUCCUCUUCACUUUUAGGCACGCUAAACUUAACUGGCAGAGGGCGACAAAGAGACACCAGAUUUUAAUGUAACACCGCACGAGGAAUGGGAGCUCGUAAGCUAAAAAUACCACAAAAUAAAUGAUUCCCCAGCCGAGGACUAACAUGGAGUGUAGCGUCUUAAGAGGCUACGGCGUGGACGAGCACAAUUUGGGUGCAGACUACGUGUGUUCUGAUACAACAUCCAUUGAAUGAGGUGAAAAAACUCAGUUUAUUGAUGGUGUGCUAAAUAACAAGCUCUCCAUGCCUGCCAGUUUACCCAAGUCUUCCAGCUCUAAAAGAUGGAGUGUGGUGUCAUUUGUGAAGUCAUAUUAGUGAUGUAGUGUUCCUGAUGCCAUGUGAAAGAUGAGUAUCCUGAUCACUCUUCGAAAUGUGCUACUGGCACUGAGUCUCAUGCUGGUCCUGGGAUUCCUGUACUAUUCAUCAGGGAAACUGCAUAUGCGAGGAUGGGGUCAGGAAACAUAUUCUGAUGGUGAUCACUUGUUCUCUGCGGGACGAACAUUAGGCACAGUGUAUGACAAACAGGGUUUUCUGGUGAAACUGGAUGGAAAACUUCCACUGGAGCUAACUUACAAAUAUGGAAACCUCAGUGAAGGAGCCUGCAAGCCUGGUUAUGCGGCAGCUAAGAUGAUGUCAAUAUAUCCUAGGUUCUCCAAACCAGCUGUAAUGUUUCUUGAUAGAAACUUUAGACGUCUGGGAAAAAUAAGUAAUUUUGUUCCUCCUUUUGGUAUUAAAACACAGGAAAAAAUUAUUGACAGUAUUUUGGAACAAACCAAACAUUAUAAAUUGACUCCAUCUCUGGACAGUUUGAGCUGUAAAAGAUGUAUAAUUGUUGGAAAUGGAGGGAUCCUUGCUAACAAGUCUCUUGGAACCAAGAUUGAUGAGUAUGAUAUUGUCAUACGGCUGAAUGAGGCUCCAGUGGUUGGAUUUGAGAAGGAUGUCGGCAAAAAGACAACAAUUAGGAUCACCUAUCCUGAGGGGGCGUUUCAGAAUCCAGAUCGAUAUGAAAAGGACUCCCUUUUUGUCUUUUCUGCUUUUAAACCCCUUGACUUCAAGUGGCUGAAACAGGUUAUCAACAAAGAAAAGCUGCGUGUGACAGAUGGCUUCUGGAAGUCAGUAGCUAUGCAGGUUCCUAAAGUGCCCAGUGAGGUUCGCAUUUUGAACCCUUAUUUCAUCCAAGAGGCUGCUUUUCACUUCAUCGGACUGCCACUGAACAAUGGAAUCAUGGGACGAGGGGUAUGUGAGGGAAUAUACCCAACAUUGGGCACUGUUGCAAUAACUAUGAGUCUUCAUAACUGUGAUGAAGUGGCAGUAGCUGGAUUUGGUUAUGACAUGAACAACCCUUUUGCUCUUAUGCACUACUAUGAAAAUGUCAAAAAUGUCACCAUUAAAGAGUCAUGGACCCACAACAUCCCAAAGGAGAAGGAGUUUCUCAAAAAACUUGUAAAGGCCAAAGUCAUCACAGAUCUUACAAAUGGAAUUUGAUUCUUCUACAAAAAAACAACAAAAAAAAAAAAAACUCCUUUCUUGAUGGAGAUUGGCUUGCAUGAAGAAACAUGCAGAGAGUAACUUUUAUUUUAACUUUGUGGUGCCUAGAAAAGACAAACUGGAAAGUCAGACCAGCCAUGCAUUUUACUGGAACUCUCAGAGCCCAGUGGAUUUUACUUUUAGUACUCAAUUUUAGGCCGAUGCAACUGGAAGUAGGUUGGUGGUGAGGGACCGUAAAGGCUUUUAUCUUUAAGACUUAAGUAUUUAAUUAUUAUUUAAAUAUGAAAAAUAAAUCCACAAUACUGUUGGAUGUGCCAAAUGUACCUCUGGAGAUGAUGCCCUCCAGAAUUUGCUUGAAUGUAUAUGUAGAAAAAAUAAUUAUGGUAUUCAUUUGUUCAUCUAAACAGUACAUGUAUGUCUUGAUUUAUUAUAUAUAUAUAUAUAUAUAUAUAUAUAUAUAUAUAUAUAUAAUAUAAUAUAAAUAUAAUAUAGAAUGUUUAUUUUUUUAUGUGUGUGUGUGCGAGUGGUGCCCUUUUGGAACUACUAAUAUGGGUGUGUCUCUGUCCAGGCAUCAACGAACAUUCCCUGCUGCUAUUAUUAAAAGGGCCAAGUGCACUCUUUUAUGUUCAUUUUGUUUUUAAAAGUAUCUCCCAGUCCUGAUCAUUCUCUCUACUCUCUAAGAAGGCAAUCUUUGUUCUAGAUGCAAUCCACCGACUUUUGUGAAGGCUGAUAUUUUAUUAAAUUUGAAUGGUCAGGUUUUACAAGAAUAAGCUGAAGAACUAAAUGAAGGAGAUGGACAAGAUGUGGAGCAAAGCAGAUCAUGUGUUUUGGUAACUGUAACCUCACUAACCCCACCACCAACACGAUCCAUCUACUUCCCAUGCUUUCAUACUCUAGCCAUGCUGAAGUCUUUGAAAACCAGUACCAAUAUGAAUGCAAAUCAGUAUUAUUCUGAAAAAGAUGGAAAAGAGAAAACUAUUUAUUUUAGAAAACAAAAAGAAGGUAGCCAAGCAGACUUGGUGUAGGAGCUAUUAUUGUUCAAGAACAAGUCAUUCGCUGUAUCCUGCCAUGACCUGAGCCAUCAGUUUUGAAGAAUACAAGAUCCUGGUGUUGUCAUGGGUCAGACACCAAGCUGCUGUUUGUGAGUGACAAGAGACUGGAUGAUCUGGACCAGAGGGGAAAUGAACAGUAGAACUGUAAACACAGAUACAUUUUUUUUCUUUUUCUUAUUUGUUCCAUUGUGCUUGAAGAGGAUGUUGGGAACCAAGAAUGAUUACAGUAAACUAUAUUAUAAUGUAUUAAAAGACUUUUUAACAUUAGAAGGGUUACCUCAGGAGGAGAUUGAGGUUUUUUGUCUUUAUUUUGCCAGAAUACUCUGAUUAAGUAAUAACUGGGUUUCUUUGCACAAAUUUUGCACAAAAUAUAAAUUCAUGGGUUUAUUAUUUGUUUUAGUCAGAUUUUAAAGGAAUAUCUGUUUGCCUAGCAGAGCUGUUUUGCUUACGUACGUGCAUGAUGUCUCAUCUUAACCCUAAAUGGGCAAUUCAUUUUUUUUUAUGUUUGUAUUAUUUUAGAAACUGAAAAAUAAAGUAUAGAAUACAUUUGAAAGAGGAUGAUAACAUCUAAAGGAGAUCAUUAGGACUCUGGAAGGACUUGCCCUGUGGAUUGUUUUAUCGAAGUUGAGACUUAAACUUACUUGAAUUUACUAGAGUAGAGCAGCUGCCAUGAGGUGAUGAGAAAAGAAGAUAUCCCAAGAGGAAGCCAGUUCACAAAGCUAAAUGAAAUUACGAAAAAUGCUCAGCUUUUUUUGAAAUGCAAUUCAUUUGGGUUCAUGAGAUUACUGAAGAAUUUGUAGGCAAAGCUUUGUAGGCAUCUGUUAUUCACAAUCAUGUCAUGUCAUUUUUUUAACCCUCUUAGUCCAGGCCACGGUUGUGGGGUGGCUAGAGCUCAUCCCAGCUAACAUAGGACACAAGGCAAGAACAAACCGUGGACAGGACACCAGUCCAUCGCAGGCAGAACACACAGACAUGCACCACACACACACAAGGUCUAAUUUAGUGCUGCCAGUUCAUCUAACUAGCAUGUUUUUGGACUCUGGAAGGACAGCAGAGCACGCAGAGGAAAACCUACGCAAACACAGGGAGAAUAUGCAUACUCCCACACAUGAAGGAUCGGGGACACGAACCUUGGUCUCCUUACUGUGAAGCAGCAGCCCUGGUUAUUCACAGUAGAUGGAAAAAAGUAAAAAGCUUACUGUAGAUUAACUUAACAAUAACAGUUUGACUUUUUAUAUUGUAGCUAAAGGGAUCUCCAGAAUGUGACUGUUUAAAAGUUUUAAUAGUUACACUGGUUCUUGGGAAACCUGACAAUCUAGUAAUUAGUAGACUAAUUCUGUGUAGAGUUUACUAUUUCUCCCCAUAUCCCUGUGGUGUUCUUUGGGUACUCCAUUCCGAAGACAUGUAGGACAGGGUGCCAGGUGGGAGGGAGGGAAGGAGUGAGUCUGUGUGCGCAGCCAAUGAUUCGUGCCCAGGACUGUAAUGGAGUCCAGAAAAUACUACUUUAAGUAAUAUUUUUCUCACCUCGAACAAGCAGAAUGAAUGAACGAACUUUUUAAGGAAUCAUGUAGGCAUCGUCUAAAUCUAAUCUGAAGCACCAGCAUUUUUGUGUAAGGCAGCGAGGCUGAGCGUGGAACAUUAAAAGUCAUUGUUUCUCCCAGAAUAAGAUGUGAAAGGAGAUGGAUAAGUGAUGGCCCAUUAAAAGACAAAAUUGAAGCAAUACCAUGAGAACACAUCUAUUCUAUAACGGCCCCUGACACCAGUAUCAGCAUGUUCUCUUUGUGUGAAGUCCUGUUAAAAUACUGCUUUCUUAUGGUGGGUUAUUGUUCUUACUUGAGCUGAUAUACAGCCGCAAUCUUUUCAUUUCUACAUAUAUUUUUUAAGAACAUUUAGCCUUUAUUUGCUGUUUCUACUCUCAUGUUUUACUCCUGGAUUUUGUUCAGUUUUUACUUUUAAUGUAGGUGUCAUCAUCUUAAGGAAUAAAGGCUACAGUGAGCAUUUAAUGUUUUUUUUAGAAGACAACUCUAUAUUAGAUGUUUACAGUACCAGAAGUCAUGUAAAAUAAACUGCUGAAAUGAGAA